GUUGCAGUUUGCUUCGCCAAUUCAGCGCAGGUGCACAGACUUCGAACCGGCCUUUGGAGGCUCUUGGUUGCGUUCUUUCCCGGACGGCUCCAAGGAUCAAAGGGGUUUAGCGCUUCAUCGAUCUGCAGACCAGUUGAUCGUCAAUAUAAGUGCUAAUAGGUUAUCGCUUAAUACUCGUGAGAAACCAAGAAGAGAAAUAGAGAGGGAGCGAGAGAGAAUCAAUUAUCCAACAAGCGCUAUCUCUCCUGGCCUGGGAAAUGUGACUGGGAAGUAUUUGUCACGCUCUGACACUCGAUCGCUUGCGUGUAUGGUGGUAGUAGAUCGACCUAAAAUAGUUCCCUAUAGUGCCCGUAGUACAGUAGUGGUGUGCAUUAUCAGCGCCUUCGCUGACCGGUGCAUGCCUCUGUGUGUUCUGUUCGGACAGUUCCCCGGUUCCCUUCUCGGCGCACCGGUGUGUAUGCGUGAGCGUUUCGUUCUUUUUGUGCGGGUGAUCGCUGGUGUUAGUUGCGCGCGCGCGUCGCCCAUCCCGUCCGUCCAUCAUCUGCUCGGUUGCCGUCCGGAGAAAGCAACGCGUUAUCAUUCCGUGUGCUUCCAUCUCAGCAGUCGCUUCCCCGGGGAAGCUGUGAAGCUCUGUGAAGGUGCCGUCCUCUAACCAAAGAUUCGAUCGAUACGAGCAACGGGCAGCAGCAGCAGCAGCAGCCACCACUCGAUUGUACCUUUGGAACUGACCACUGAGUCAGGGUGUGACCAGCAGCCUCAGCAGUAGCAACAACAACAACAAGAACAACCUAUCAGCCAUGGGAAAGACCGCGGCAAUCAGUACAGUCGAUGAACAGGAGAUUGCCGAGGCACGCGGCACCACCGUCCCGGACAUGCUGUACGAUGUGGUGGCCCGUGUAGCGACGACCUCCAUUGGCCAGUUUGUGUACAAGCGGGUUGAUAAUUUGCUGUGGACGAUGGAAAAAACGGCCCGCUGGUCGCUACCACAACCCUCCCCGGUUGGCGGUGCUGUGUCGUCAAAGAAAUCGUCUCCGGAAGCGGAUGAGGACAUUGGAAGUAACAUUUCGGGACCACCGCUGAUACGACCGCUGCCCUGGUUACUCUUCCUUCCGGCACUGAUCGUGCUGCGCAUGGUGCGUAGUACGCUUUCGCUCGGUGCCCGCUUCAUUGGGCGCGGUCCCGUGCUGCCCUCGAGCAUGGUGGGCUUUCUGCAGAACAAACGGCGGAAGCUGCGCGCGCUCAAGUACCGCGGACAGCGGCUGCAGCGAAUCGCUAAGGUCGAGCAGGAAGCGGACCCCAAACAGGUGACCUGGCUGCAGCGGAUCAUUCUGCCGCUGAGGAUGGUAAUCUGCACGCGCCCUUACCGCACGAUCGAUACAAACUCGGACGUUGCGCACGCCGUCAUCUUCCGCAAGGAUCGGCCGGCUUCUUCCGCUGGACAGAAGCGCGUGGAAUCGAAGAAACGCAACCUCAACCAGCGCGAGGCGGAAAGUGAGGAAGAGGAGUGUAGCGAUGAAUAUUCCUUCGAGGAUGCGGGCUGCAAGGAGCUGCUGGAUAAGUACGCCAACGAGGAGGAUUCAAGCUUCAAUGUAGACAAUGCUUCGUCAAGCAGUUCCGACUGUUCUCUGUCCGAUGCUGAUCCUUCACCCAAGAAGCCUACCCUGGAGACGUCACUGGAGCAGAAGGAGCAGUCCCAGCCAAAACAAAACGGAGCACACCAACCACCAGCCAAACCCGACACUCUGAAGCGUUCGUCGAGCGAAAACAAGAACGGCGUUGAUUCGCAAUCCUCCGCCCCGAAGACGUCGUCUGCUCCGAAAACCAUCAACGCUGCCAAUCGAUCCAAAUCGGCCGCCGACUUGGAAAACGGCAGCAACACCCAGUCCUCGAACGGUACAACCGGACCGGAUGGUAAGAAUGGUUCCACCCCGAACACUACCACCACCCCUUCCAAGAGCAUCCCGAACCUGUCCAGCUCGCCGGAAAACAAUGAGAACAAACCGAUCAAUCAGAACGGCCCCGGAGGUCCGGCCGCAUCCAUUGCUGCUGCUGCGUCGCAGAUCAAAUCACCCUCGCCAACGGUUCUGAAAUCAUCGACGGCCAAGCAGUCCCCCAACAUGGGCGAAGUUCGCAACAACUUCCAGCAGCAAAAACAACCGAGCCAAAAGCAGCUGGCAACGUCGGGAUCGGCCGCUAAUCAGCAACCAUCCCAGCAGGCGGGACAGCAACAACAGCAACAACAACAACAGUACGUUAGUAAUGGAGCGAAAUCUCGCAACAAAAAGGGACCUACUCAGUCGAUUGCUUAGAAGCAAAACAACCGAAGAUGAUAAAGCUCACUUCCGUACCGUUUGCAGGGACACCCGUACCUGUACGCCUGCUUCCGCUUCCGCUGGUUCGCUAGCUGCGUUAUGGUUUUGUAAUAUGUAAUUUGUGUUUGUUUAUGUUAUGAAUACUGUUUAAACUAUGGGUCUGUUUUCUUCCUUUUUUGUGCUUUUUUUAAACCGUAGUGUGAAUCGCUGGUAGCGAUCGUUAAUAAAUUUUGCCCACGUGCGUCUUGUUUGAUGUUCUACACACGUAA
Messenger RNA from Anopheles arabiensis, 2581 nucleotides. It is a transcript of the gene Jabba, whose product is annotated as nucleolar protein dao-5. The coding region runs from base 798 to 2309 and encodes 503 amino acids. NCBI's taxonomy places the organism in Eukaryota, Metazoa, Arthropoda, Insecta, Diptera, Culicidae. The record is from RefSeq and is a predicted model, not a curated record. The transcript has 5 exons.